AAUACGCCUUCAUCCAAGCGCAGCGAUCACUUUCGAAGUUCUUUAAUACAUACGCAACUGUCAAGAUGGGGGACGUUAUGGUAGAGAAUCCCGCGAACCAGGUGCUGCCUCACCGAAAACAAAUGCCUUCUUCGAUACCCAAUAUCGACACGUUGGAGAACAUAGGGACGGAUGGCAGCGAUGAGUACUCAACAAUGAAGAAGCUUCAACGGCAUCUGGAGUAUAUUCAACUUCAAGAAGAAUACAUCAAGGAUGAGCAAAGGAGCUUGAAGAGAGAAUUAGUACGCGCUCAGGAAGAGAUCAAGCGGAUUCAGAGUGUACCCCUGGUUAUUGGACAAUUUAUGGAGGCUAUAGACCAAAAUACUGGUAUAGUUCAAUCUUCGACUGGAUCCAACUAUGUCGUCCGAAUCCUCUCCACCCUCGACCGCGAGAAGCUCAAGCCUUCAUCCUCCGUAGCCCUCCAUCGCCACUCAAACUCUCUUGUUGAUAUCCUCCCGCCGGAAGCAGACUCUUCAAUUGCUAUGUUGGGUGCAGAUGAGAAGCCAGAUGUCACAUAUGCCGAUGUUGGUGGUCUUGAUAUGCAGAAGCAGGAAAUUCGAGAAGCAGUUGAACUUCCGCUUACUCAUUUCGAUCUGUACCGCCAAAUUGGUAUCGAUCCCCCACGAGGUGUCUUGCUCUAUGGUCCUCCCGGAACAGGCAAGACUAUGUUGGUAAAGGCUGUCGCAAACUCAACAACCGCCAACUUCAUCCGUGUCGUCGGUUCCGAGUUCGUUCAGAAGUACUUAGGAGAAGGACCCCGUAUGGUUCGAGAUGUGUUCAGAAUGGCUCGCGAGAACUCUCCUGCAAUCAUCUUCAUUGAUGAAAUCGAUGCUAUCGCUACGAAACGUUUCGAUGCGCAGACCGGUGCCGACAGAGAAGUCCAACGUAUCCUUCUGGAGCUGUUGAAUCAAAUGGAUGGUUUCGAUCAGACUUCGAACGUCAAGGUAAUCAUGGCCACCAACAGAGCUGAUACUUUGGAUCCUGCUCUCCUCCGUCCUGGACGUCUGGACAGAAAGAUUGAGUUCCCUAACCUCCGAGACCGAAGAGAGAGAAGAUUGAUCUUCACCACUAUUGCGUCGAAGAUGUCCCUAGCCCCCGAGGUCGACCUUGACAGCUUAAUCGUCCGAAAUGAUCCCCUGAGCGGUGCCAUCAUCGCAGCCAUCAUGCAGGAAGCCGGUUUGAGAGCAGUCCGAAAGAACAGAUACAACAUCAUCCAAGUCGAUUUGGAGGAUGCAUACUCAAGUCAAGUCAAGGGAGCGCAAGAGGCUCAAAAGUUCGACUUCUACAAGUAGACUCUUGGCCUCGGGAUGUGUGGGAAACCUUGGUGGAGGAUGCAUUUCUGGCGUUGAGAUGGCAAUUCAUGAUGGCAAUGGCAGGCGAGCAGGCAUUUGGAUGGGAGGAGAGGGGAGACGAAAUUUGAGUCUCGCAUAAUCUCUUCCUUCCGUAGAGGCAGGCAUGCAGUCAUAUCUUCACUUGUACUAACAAUACCAAAGCCGUUGUCUGUAAUUGAACAUUUUGCGACCUUGUGGCUCUGUUCCUCUUUCGCUGCACUGUCACAUCACUUCCUUCUUGGCUAACUUACG
Messenger RNA from Mollisia scopiformis, 1622 nucleotides. RefSeq names its product 26S proteasome subunit P45. The record is from RefSeq and is a predicted model, not a curated record. Gene Ontology annotation, cellular component: proteasome regulatory particle, base subcomplex. The coding region runs from base 66 to 1331 and encodes 421 amino acids. The transcript is spliced from 5 exons. Gene Ontology annotation, molecular function: ATP binding; proteasome-activating activity; ATP hydrolysis activity. Gene Ontology annotation, biological process: proteasome-mediated ubiquitin-dependent protein catabolic process. NCBI's taxonomy places the organism in Eukaryota, Fungi, Ascomycota, Leotiomycetes, Helotiales, Mollisiaceae.